AUGCCAUUGGAAGACAGCGUUAACAAACAUGUGGUGAUCGUUGGAGCCGGCAUGGCAGGCUUGGCCUGUGCCCGAGAGAUUCUAUCCACGGCUACCGACAGCGUUCACGUGACGAUGGUCGAAGCGUCGCAAGCAGUCGGCGGACGGAUUCGAUCGCACACCGAGGCGGACGGGCACGUGCUGGAGCUCGGUGCCGAGUACGUACACGGGAGUGGAACAAUCUUGACUUCUUGGAUAGACGAAUUUCGGCAGUCUGGUGUGUGGGGACAGGAAUACGUCAACACUAUUCAGGAAAAGGUUGACGAUGGACAGGAACAGGAUCCGUUUUUCGAGCACAUCUUUACACUAUCGCACGCGGACGGAGGAGGUCGACCUGACGAAACACCAACAAAAGAUGGAAAGUACGGAAUGUACUACAUUAAUGGCGAACUCGUCAUGUUUAAUGACCCUCGAAUUGAGCCGUUGAAUCAAGCAUUGGAGAGCAUUCUGGAUCUUCCCGCUGAUGCGUCCAUUUCGGUGGAAGACGCACUUAAGCAAAACGAGAUUCAGCUGUCGAAAGAGCUCUAUGAUCUAGCGAGAGCCAGCUACGGUAACACGGCUGGCUGCAGCGAUUUGAGCAAGUUGUCCCUGUCAAUGCUCCAAAAGUUUGAGCAUCACUGGGAAGUAAAUGAGAGGGAAGGAGACUAUCGCAUGCCCCAUAACAUCGGGAUUUCAGGGAUUGUCGGCACUUGCCAUACAUUGCUAGAACAAGAUCCACGCUUUACUCUCAAACUGGGUUGGGAAGCUACACGUAUAAUCCAGGACGAUGGGUCAGCAUGCGUCUCUUCACCCAACGAUUGUCUACAUGCGGAUGCAAUUGUCGUUACGGUGCCCCCACCGAUGUAUUCCCGAAUUCAAAUGGAGCUUCCCGAGAAAAAACGACUAGCUCUUGAAAAAGUUGGAUUCGAGAACGCCAUUAAGAUCCGCUUGUCUUUUUCGUGUCGUUUCUGGCCAGAGCUUGUUCAGAGCAUCAUUUGUGCAAACCAAGCAAUUCCUGAAAUAUGGUUUCGGGAGUAUCGUUCUGUCACCACAGAGUCUAUGGUAUACGUUGCGACCGCGUUUUUAGUCUCAACCUUUGCGGAUGACUUUGCCGGUCGACUAGCAAACGUGACGAACCUUCACCAACGAGCCGCAGAUUUGAUGAUGACACAGUUGUCCUCCAUAUUAAGUGUUGCAAUACAAGAUAUCGAGGACGCUUUCAUCAAUGUACUCUAUUUCGAUUGGAGUAAUCAGGAAUAUGCGCGAGGUGGAUAUAUGCAUGCUAGAGUCGGUAUGCAGAGUUCCGACUUGGAGGCCCUGGCUGCACCCUCUGGUUGUCUCUUUUUUGCUGGAGAGGCCACCAAUACGGAGGCGUGCUGCACAAUUCAGGCUGCCAUGGAAACAGGUAUCCGUGCCGCCAAUCAAAUAUUGACCACAGGGUUUAACCAAGUUGCGUUAUCUUCUAUAGCAUGUGGGCGACAGCCAACGCCGCCAAUGUGA
Molecule: messenger RNA, 1518 nt
Organism: Phaeodactylum tricornutum CCAP 1055/1
Lineage: Eukaryota; Bacillariophyta; Bacillariophyceae; Surirellales; Neidiaceae
Exons: 1
Coding region: 1-1518 (505 amino acids)
Molecular function (GO): oxidoreductase activity
Source: RefSeq, a predicted model, not a curated record